Messenger RNA from Pseudo-nitzschia multistriata, 1676 nucleotides. The record is from the annotation of a GenBank genome assembly. Lineage: Eukaryota; Bacillariophyta; Bacillariophyceae; Bacillariales; Bacillariaceae.
AAGUAGUACCGUACGACAACAAUUUUGCCAAAGCCGAGGCUUCAGCCUUUUGUGUCUGUGUGUUUCCUAGUUCUCCUGCCACAGCAAACCCAAAGCACCACACCACACCACACCAACCACCGAACCAAUCAAUCCAUCCAUCGACAUCGCAAAGAAAGCAUGGUAUUUCGAUCGAUCUACGAAACCCUGAGAUCCCUCGCCGACUCCCUGUGGAAGGCCCUGGGGUUCUUCGAGGGCAAGGAGGGGUCCCUCGUGGUCCUGGGCCUCGACAACGCCGGAAAGACGACCAUGCUGCACCGGCUGCGCACCGGCGGCGACGUCCGGAGYUUCCCUCCGACCGAUCGUCCCCAGCAGACGGAAACCUUCGCCACCCCAGGAGGCGUUUCCUUCCGGGCCUGGGACCUCGGUGGCCACGAGGCGGUCCGGCACCUCUGGGAGGACUACGUCUGCGAGUCGUCGGCCGUCCUCUUUCUGAUCGACGCCUCGGACACGGCACGGUUCGAGGAAGCCGGUUUCGAGCUGGACGCGCUGAUCGGAGAAAAGGUCGUGGAGGACCUGCCKGUGGCGAUCCUGCUCAACAAGUGCGACCUGGAGAACGCGGCCUCUUCCGCGGAGGUCUGCAAGCAGAUCCACUUCGACGACCUAAGGGAAAUGCAGGGGGAGGACAAGAUCGAGGUCUUUCGCAUGUCGGUGCUCCGGGGGGAGGGCUACCAGGCGGCCUUUCGGUGGGUGGCGGGGUUUUUGUAGCUUGCGCAGAUCCAUCGACCCGCGCGGUCCCAUGCGACAAGACGGGAUGCGACUCCGUGYGAUCCCGCGCCACGCCUCAAUGAACCGAUCGUGCUCCGAGCCACGAGGCCAAUGGAGGCAUGUGCCACGCCACCGGAACGAACCCAUCGGGGAUGGGCUGGCCUGGCCUGGCCCAUCAAASRCSGGUUUCCACGAAGCUGCAGAAGCGAUGCGUCCCGCAACGCUUCGAUGGCUUGGGRCGACACCAAAUGCGUGCGAAUACACUGCGAAGAUUCUGCGCACCGUUUACCAAUGCUCAGUACGAAGAUGCGAUGGAUCCUUUCUCGCGAAAUGGUUUUAGGUGCCCACGAACACUGAAAUGGACGGCAGUUCUCUUUGCGAUUGCGAUUGMGACGAAUGGAAAAGUUCCAGUCGACGCUCGAACCUUUCAGCAAGCGCUCUGCGAGCUUUGGGGAGAGCGCUCGUUCGGAUCGGACGCCAACCUUCAAACAACUACGACUGAAUACAGUGCUUUURGCACAAAGAAAUUUAUGAGCUUAAGGCCUUGGAUUCCUAUAAGAGAUAAGCAACGAUCUAUCUAUCGACAAAACCAUUUGCAUUCAGAGUUCUUAAGGAUACGACGAUUGAGAUUYUUAUCAUUUCGUGGAAUUAUGAUUUAKUAGUGCGGUGCGUUCCGAUUUCUCGGUUGUUGGCAUACUAGCUUUAUCUUCUUCUUCGACCCCAUAUCUUUUCACUUUCGUUCUUGAGCUAUGGAAGAAGGCGAUCAUUGGAUACUACCCGAUCGAUCCUCGACGAAACUUGGGAUAGAAACACGACGUUUGGAAUGCCUGGGUAAAACUACUUUCCGAAGCUAGGAGUAAUUAGUUUUAGUCUUACUGUAAUAGUGGUCGUACCGGUAUGGCUUCGAAAAAUAAAAAUACAGAUUUUUU